This is a messenger RNA of Nicotiana tabacum (common tobacco), 3544 nucleotides long. NCBI's taxonomy places the organism in Eukaryota, Viridiplantae, Streptophyta, Magnoliopsida, Solanales, Solanaceae. The record is from RefSeq and is a predicted model, not a curated record.
AUUUUAACACAUUAGGGAUCGUUAUUAACACCAAAAUAACAUGCCGAGCUUAUUCCAAUAAUAAAAUUCUAGAUUUGUCUAUCAUUCUUGUAUAGGUUUUGCUUUCUUCUCCUGGCUUAAUGGAGAAUUCGAAUGCGAAUGGUGAAUAUGAAAAUGAGAGGAUUACUACUUGUCUAUGGAUGCUACCGGAGGAUUGUAUUGCGAAGAUUUUGGCCUUUACAAGCCCUCUGGACGUUUGCCGUUUUUCUUUAGUCUCUAAACCGGUUCGACCCGCGGCUGAGUCGGAUUCCGUUUGGGAAAAAUUCUUACCCUCCGAUUAUGAGUCCAUCGUUGCCGGAUCAAUGAGUCCGAUACCCGAUUUUCAUUCAAAGAAGGAUCUCUAUGUUCAUCUAUGCCAUCAUCCCCUCUUAAUUGAUGCAGGUCGCAAGAGUUUCUCACUGGAAAAAUGGACUGGAAAGAAAUGCUACUUUUUAGGUGCAAGGGAUCUUAAUAUUGCAUGGGGUGAUACACCAGACUAUUGGAAAUGGACUUCACUACAAGAGUCCAGGUUUCCAGAGGUGGCUGAACUCAUACUUGUUUGGUGGCUUGAAAUUUGGGGCACAAUAAGAGCUGGAAUUCUGUCACCACAGACUUCCUAUGUAGCUUACCUUGUUUACAAGUUGGAAGAUGAAUUCGGGUUUCAUUAUCGACCCUCAGAGAUUUCAGUUGGAGUUUCUGGUGUUGAAUUCGACAAACGAUUUGCAUUUUUGGUGCCAGAUGGUAGACCUCAACGGCGUAAUCGCUAUGUGGAGUCAGAUGAUGAUUAUGAGGAGCCAGUUUAUACUCCGCCCUCUGAUGUGGUUAGGUGUUUGCCGGAGGAUGCUUCUACUCCCUUGCAAUCUGAUAUUCAACGUCCUAAACUUAGAGAUGACGGCUGGUUUGAGAUACAAUUGGGUGAGUUUUUUACUGAAAAUGAAGAUGAUUGCAUAUUAAUGAGUAUGAAAGAGGUGAAUGACAGUGUAUCUCAAAAAGAAGGCCUUAUUGUUGAAGGAAUUGAGAUAAGGCCAAGAAUGGGUUAAUUAUCACAUUUUUUAGAAAAUAUUUUUGACAUACAGCUACCAUGUAUUCCGAAUAGAACAUGUUUCUUUUUGGAGCACUCCUCCAUUUCAAGUAUGUUUUGGUGCUAUGGUAACUGGCUUGUUGUGUAUAAACCCAUACUAGACUUUAUUGUUUCAGAACCAUAAUCAUAUAAACAGGUUAACAAACUAGGCUUGCAAUUUCCAUUUCAGAAAACUGCCAAUUAUUAGUGAAAUGCUCAGUGAAUUAGAUGACAUGUUUGACCAAUUAAAACCCACCAUGUAGUAAAAAAGCAUAAGUGCAGAAAAUAUAUGAACUUCAGUUUAAACAAUUGUAAGCAUAAGAUGCAGAAGACAAGUUAUUUUUCAAGAAUCAUCCUUGUUUUACUGUUGAGAAGUUCAUAGUUGAUACUAACAAGCAAUACCCAGUGGCGAAGCUAGAUAUUUCUCCAAGGGUGUUCAAAUUUAAAAGAAAUGAAAAAAAUUUCCGGCAAAGGGUGUUCAAUAUGUGUUACAUACCUCUAAAACGUAAUAUUUUACUAUGUACACAGUGCAAUUUUUGGACGAAGGGUGGUCAGCUAACCACCUUAUCACCAUGUGGCUUCGCCACUGUCAAUACCAUGCCGUGUAUAGCAUAAUGAUGCAAAAUUUUUAUUAUGGGGGAUUGAGUCAUAGUUGCUUGGUUGAUUGUUCAUGUUGUAUUGAGAGAAUAAUUUACAUAAGAAUCUGAAGAACUGUACAUGUAUAUAGUCGUGUUAAAACAAAGUGACCAUUUUCCAUGCUUUGCUCCCAUGGAAAAUUUAAAUAUUAUAGUGAUUAAUCAGGAAGAAGAAAAUUACUGGUUGCUCCUGGUGAUCAAUUCUACAUUAAAGAUUCAAUACCAAAAAGGUUGCUUUCAGGAGCAGGUGAUAUUGCUUUUGCUUGCAUGUCAAACAGCCACCAGUUUCCACUUACUUGCUCAGUAAAAUAUAUGCAAUUGGUCCUGCAUCCUAGCUUGCUGCCAUUAAUCCACAUACAACAUUCUUCCUCCACAAACAAUGUUCUAUGCCCAAGGCUUUCCAUCUUAACCCACAACAGUUUUGGAAUAUCGAGCCUGUAAACUUCAACAUCAUCCACUUUUUUUAUGGAUCUUUUAGAGAUCAAGAAAAUCAGUAAUAUCUCCCCUUCUGAUUCAACUAAAAUUUCCCUGAAUUGCCUUGAAAUAACAGAAGGAACAGCCCUGCUUGAACUCAUCUCAGAGACUCUAAGGCUAGAAUCAACUUCUUCAAUAACUGCAAGUGUCCCCUGCAAACUCAACGCGUAGAAUUUUCUAUUAAAGCCAAUGGCAUUUAUGAACUGCAAAUGUUCACCUGAGCCAAAGGGGUCAGUGAGGUUACAGUCUUGCUUCCUCCACACACGUUCUUUUCCGGCCCUCGUUUCACAGAACACAAAAGCUGGAGAAGCAGCACCUGUUAGCACCAUAAUCAUACAAGUUUUUCCAUAAUCAUUGAGACCUAUGGGUUGAAAUGUAGAUAAAGUUGCAAACUUGAAUGGAACGCGGGUAUCCCAAGAUGGAAGGUGACAGUAGGUCUCUCUGUAGGAUUUCCACAAUAAGAUAUCAUCCGGACAGCGUCCAACUGCUAUUAGUGAACCAUGAGAGUGACCCUUGAAAUAUAUCCAAGGGUCCUUCCAUGUCCGCGAUCUUCUACCAUAAGGCCAGUAAUAUCCUAUAUGAAACCAGAUAUGAAAGCAGUGAGAAUGAUUCUCGUUUUUUUGAAUUUCAGUGAGUUGUGGCCAUAGGGAUUUUCUUAUUGGGAUACAUUUUUUAGAGUGUGCUGAUCUCCAUGACUUGGUGACACCACCAAAACUGAUGUUUUCCAUUAGACUCGGUUCAUUUGAGAUUAAGCUGAAAUGGGAGCUAGAGAAGGAAAUGGUAUGGGAAUAUAGCUUGAGGCAGGCUUAAAAUAAUCAAGAUCAGAUGUGGCCACCAAGUAACCGUAGACUCCAAGUUAGUUGAUCUCUUGGUGCACAAGAAAGAUCAAACAAGAUGGUGGACAAAGUAGAAGUGUUUAAGCUGCAGAUUGAAGAUUUGUCAUGGUUAAAGCUGGACAAUCUCGGAGAUAGAACGCUAUUUGCGGGGAUUAAUUGCUCUGCUUCAGUGCCUGCAAGUCAAGUUGGCUGCAGAAAUAACUCUGUCUAUUUUACUCAUAAGGGAAUUGAUGGUUGGAGACAGUAUGAUAUGAGAAGUGGUUGCAUUUUGCCCUGUUAUGAUAGUGCUGGUUCUGAGAUAAAAAUUCCAGAGUGGGAGGAUCCAGAAACUAAAAAAUCGUUACGUCGACGUCGACGAUAUUGAAACAUAUGUUUCUGUCCAGUAUCUCGUCUAUGUUUUGCUAUUAUUAUGACAUGUUAGUAACUUUGUUAUUGUGUGAAAUAAAAGUGAACAAAAAGUCUGACUUGUUUUGAGAAGCUUUACCUAUUUUGAACAGAAAUUAUAAUUCCCAUUAAUCUUG